This is a messenger RNA of Loxodonta africana (African savanna elephant), 19314 nucleotides long. It is a transcript of the gene MYO1D, whose product is annotated as myosin ID. Gene Ontology annotation, biological process: actin filament organization; vesicle transport along actin filament. Gene Ontology annotation, cellular component: plasma membrane; cytoplasm; vesicle. The record is from RefSeq and is a predicted model, not a curated record. The transcript has 22 exons. Lineage: Eukaryota; Metazoa; Chordata; Mammalia; Proboscidea; Elephantidae. Gene Ontology annotation, molecular function: microfilament motor activity; ATP binding; actin filament binding. The coding region runs from base 88 to 2964 and encodes 958 amino acids.
GUGUCGCAUCGGGCCCCCGGCCGGCCCCCGCGGCCAGAGAGCCCACCUGAGUGCUUCCGCGCCCACCUGAGCCCGUCCGCUGGCACCAUGGCAGAGCAGGAGAGCCUGGAGUUCGGCAAGGCGGACUUCGUGCUAAUGGACACCGUCUCCAUGCCCGAGUUCAUGGCCAACCUCAAGCUCAGAUUUGAAAAAGGACGUAUCUACACGUUCAUUGGAGAAGUCGUCGUUUCUGUGAAUCCUUACAAGCCGUUGAACAUCUACGGGAGAGACACAAUUGAGCUGUAUAAAGGACGCGAGCUGUAUGAGAGACCUCCUCACCUCUUCGCCAUUGCUGAUGCUGCUUACAAGGCUAUGAAAAGGCGAUCAAAAGACACGUGUAUUGUGAUUUCAGGGGAAAGUGGAGCUGGUAAAACUGAGGCCAGUAAGUACAUUAUGCAGUACAUUGCGGCCAUCACCAACCCCAGUCAGAGAGCAGAGAUUGAAAGAGUGAAGAAUAUGUUGCUUAAGUCCAACUGUGUCUUGGAAGCUUUUGGAAAUGCCAAAACCAACCGUAACGAUAACUCUAGCAGGUUCGGAAAGUAUAUGGAUAUCAACUUUGAUUUCAAGGGGGACCCAAUUGGUGGACAUAUCAAUAACUACUUAUUGGAGAAGUCUCGAGUGAUUGUGCAACAGCCUGGAGAAAGAAGCUUUCAUUCUUUCUACCAGCUACUUCAAGGGGGUUCAGAGCAGCUUCUGCGUUCCCUACAUCUCCAGAAAUCCCUUUCAUCUUACAACUAUAUCCGUGGAGGAGCUCAAUUAAAGUCUUCUAUCAACGAUGGUGCAGAAUUCAAAGUAGUAGCUGACGCCAUGAAAGUAAUUGGCUUCAAACCCGAGGAGAUUCAAACAGUAUAUAAAAUUUUGGCUACUAUUCUUCACUUGGGAAAUUUAAAAUUUGUAGUUGAUGGUGACACGCCUCUCAUUGAAAACAGCAAGGUUGUACCUGUCAUAGCAGAAUUACUGUCUACGAAGACUGACAUGGUUGAGAAAGCCCUUCUUUACCGGACUGUGGCUACAGGCCGUGAUAUCAUUGACAAGCAACACACAGAUCAAGAAGCCUGCUAUGGCCGAGAUGCCUUUGCUAAGGCAAUAUAUGAGCGCCUUUUUUGUUGGAUUGUUACUCGCAUCAACGAUAUUAUUGAGGUCAAGAACUAUGACACUACAAUCCAUGGGAAAAACACUGUUAUUGGUGUCUUGGAUAUCUAUGGCUUUGAAAUCUUUGAGAACAACAGCUUUGAACAAUUUUGCAUCAAUUACUGCAAUGAGAAACUGCAGCAGCUGUUUAUUCAGCUGGUCCUGAAGCAAGAACAAGAAGAAUAUCAGCGGGAAGGGAUCCCUUGGAAGCACAUUGAUUACUUCAACAAUCAGAUCAUUGUGGACCUCGUGGAGCAGCAACACAAAGGCAUCAUUGCAAUUCUAGAUGACGCCUGUAUGAACGUUGGCAAAGUCACUGAUGAGAUGUUCCUUGAAGCGCUUAACAGUCAAUUGGGCAAGCACGGCCAUUUUUCUAGUCGAAAGCUCUGUGCCUCAGACAAAAUGCUGGAGUUUGAUAGAGAUUUUCGAAUUCGACAUUAUGCGGGUGACGUACUAUAUUCCGUCAUUGGUUUUAUUGACAAAAAUAAAGAUACUUUAUUUCAAGAUUUUAAGCGCCUCAUGUAUAACAGUUCAAAUCCUGUGCUGAAGAAUAUGUGGCCAGAAGGCAAACUGAGCAUUACAGAGGUGACCAAGCGACCUCUGACUGCCGCCACCUUGUUUAAGAAUUCUAUGAUUGCUUUAGUAGACAACCUUGCAUCAAAGGAGCCUUAUUAUGUACGUUGCAUCAAACCCAAUGACAAGAAAUCCCCACAGAUAUUUGAUGAUGAACGCUGCCGACAUCAAGUGGAAUAUCUUGGCCUCCUGGAAAACGUGAGGGUGCGUCGGGCAGGAUUUGCCUUCCGCCAGACGUAUGAGAAGUUUCUUCACAGGUACAAGAUGAUCUCUGAAUUCACCUGGCCCAACCAUGACCUUCCUUCAGACAAAGAGGCUGUCAAGAAGCUGAUUGAACGUUGUGGGUUUCAGGAUGAUGUAGCCUAUGGGAAGACCAAAAUUUUCAUUCGAACUCCCCGAACACUCUUUACAUUGGAAGAACUCCGUGCCCAGAUGCUCGUAAGGAUUGUCCUCUUUCUACAAAAGGUGUGGCGGGGCACCCUGGCUCGCAUGCGGUACAAGAGGACCAAGGCAGCUCUGACAAUAAUCAGGUACUACCGCCUCUACAAAGUGAAGUCGUACCUCUGUGAGGUGGCCAGGCGCUUCCACGGCGUCAAGACCAUGAGAGACUACGGGAAGCAUGUGAAGUGGCCGACCCCUCCCAAAGUUCUUCACCGUUUUGAGGAGGCCCUACAGGCAAUUUUUAAUAGAUGGAGAGCAUCGCAGCUCAUCAAGAGCAUACCCGCUUCAGACCUGCCCCAGGUCAGGGCAAAGGUUGCGGCCAUGGAAAUGUUGAAGGGUCAAAGGGCUGACCUUGGGCUCCAGAGGGCCUGGGAGGGCAACUAUCUUGCUUCGAAGCCAGAUACACCGCAGACCUCAGGCACUUUUGUCCCUGUUGCUAAUGAGCUGAAACGGAAGGACAAAUACAUGAACAUCCUCUUUUCCUGUCAUGUCCGUAAGGUGAAUCGAUUUAGUAAGGUGGAAGACCGAGCUAUUUUUGUCACUGAUCGUCACCUGUAUAAGAUGGAUCCCACAAAACAGUACAAGGUGAUGAAGACUAUCCCCCUCUACAAUUUGACUGGUCUGAGCGUCUCCAAUGGAAAGGACCAACUUGUAGUGUUCCACACAAAAGACAACAAAGACCUCAUUGUCUGCCUCUUCAGCAAACAGCCAACCCAUGAGAGUCGAAUUGGAGAACUUGUCGGAGUCCUGGUGAAUCAUUUCAAGAGGUAUUUCAUGUAAGUGGGAUCACACAAUAUCUGUCCUUGAGGGUCUGACUUAUUUCCCUUGGUAUAAUGUCUUCAAGGUCCACCCACGUUGUGGCAGGUAUCAGAGCUUCACGUCUGAGGAAUAUUCUGUUGUGUGUCUAUACCACAUUUUGUUUAUCUGGUCAUCUGUUGAUGGAAAGUUAAGUUGUUUCCACCUUUUAGCCAUUGUAAGUAAUGCUCCUGUGAACAUUCUCAUACAAGUGUCUGUUUGAGUCCCGGUUGCCAGUUCUUUUGAGUGUAUACCUAGGAUUGGAAUUGCUGGAUGACGUGGUAAUUCUGUGUUAAACUUUUUAAGAAACCGCUGAACUACUGUGUUCAUUUUUGCUGAGAAGUGCACGGAAUAUAGUUUUAGAGGUGGGCUGCACAGACUAUUUAUUUUAUGUUAUUAAACCUUGUAUUCUAGAUCAAAAUGCAUCUUUAAAUAUUUUACUAUAAUUGAACGCUUUUAAAUGUGGUAAGGAAAAUAAUCUCAAUGGUCAUCUGGUAGAGGAAAAAUAAGAAUCUAACUAAGAAACUACCAAAAACUAAUAAAUAAUAAGCAUGUAAAAAUGUGUUGCUGUUGUGUUGAUUCCGACUCAAAGUGACCCCAUAGGACAGGGUAGAACUGCCCCACAGGGUUUCCAAGGCUGUAAUCUUUACAGAAGCAGACUGCCACAUCUUUCUCCCGCGGAGCAGCUGGUGAGUUUGAACCAUCAACUUUUCGGUUAGCAGCUGAGCUGCUUAACCGUUGUGCCACCAAGGCUCCUUAAUAAACAUAUAGGCCUUUGAAAAAUCCCCUUCCAUCUACCAAAUAAUUACAAAGUUGAAAGAAAUACUGAAGAGUUUAGAAUAGAAGCGAAAGACAUGGAGAAAUCUAGUCUCUACAGCAAAUGUCUGCAAUGCAAGUAGGCAAGCAUAUUUUCCUCCUAAUACAUAGUCAUAGCAAGGUACGGACAUUGAAAGGAAUUCUUUAACGUGUUAUCUUUAAUUUGGAUGCCUGUGCUAGUGAAACAACAGUUGCCUGGGAAAUUAUUUUGUCUCAGUAUGGGUCCUUGUGGAGACAAAUUCCAAUCCCUAUUAAAUGUCUUCUACAAAUGGCAGAAAUGUGUAAGUUUGGUCCUAGAGUCCAUCGAGUGCGUUCUUUUCCUAGCAUAUGCAUUCCGAGAUACAUUUCUGGUUGUAUGCUUCCUAUCUUUAAUAUAUGUAAGAAUUUUAAAUUUCUUUAAAAUUCAUAAAUGCUAAUAUAAUUCUAGUUUUGUAGGAUGGUGUCUUAGUCAUCUAGUGCUGCUGUAACAGAAAUACCUCAAGUGGAUGGCUUUAACAAACAGAAAUUUAUUCUUUCACAGUUUAGGAGGCUCAAAGUCCAAAUUCAGGGUGCCAGCCCUAGGGGAAGGCUUUCUGUCUCUGUCAGCUUUAGGGAAAGGUCCUUGUCAUCAAUCUUCCCCUGAUGUAGGAGCUUCUAAGCAUAGGGACCCCAGGUCCAAAGGGCACACUCUGCUCUCAGUUCUUCUUUCUUGGUGGUAGGAGGUCCGUCUGCUCUCUGCUUGCUUUUCUCUUUUAUAUCUCAAAAGAGAGUGACUCAGAUACAACCUAAUCCUAUAGAUUGUGUCCCACCUCGUUAACAUAACUGCCUCUAAUCCUGCCCCGUUAACAUCACAGAGGUUAGGAUUUACAAUACAUAGGUAAUUAUAUCAGAUCACAAAAUGGAGGAUGACCACACAAUACCGGGAAUCAUGGCCUAGCCAAUUGGCAUGCAUUUUGGGGGGGACACAAUUCAGUCCAUAACAGAUGGGGUAUGUUUUUUAAUGGGAGAAGGAAAGAAGACUGUCAAGAUGCUAGUAUUUUUGUUUUUGUUUUUAAUUUACUCAUAUAAAUAAAGAGGUCAAGUAAAAAUAAGAGGUAAAAUCCUUCUUUCCUGCCCCAGGAGAUUCAGGCUUGAAAUUUUGACUUAUUAGAGUAUAGUCAUCUACUGGUUAUUGACUUCUUGAGGAAAGGUUGAUUUGAUUUUUUGAGCUGUUUUCCUUUAUUGCCAAGUAUCGUAUUAUUGGUGUGACUUUAAAAUUCACAUUGUGUUUUAUAAACAUAAUGAAGUGACACAUGAUCUUAUUUGUCCCCAGGUUAAUAAUGGAAAUUCAAAAGUGAGAGGGAUUUAACUCCAGACCAAUUCUUUAUCUUCCAAAUAAGUUCUCUGAAGUAUAUUCUGAGAAGUUCUGUAGUUAGAAGUUGAGAGGAAAAGGCUUAAAAUAAUAAAACAUACUAUUGAUAGACUAAAUUUGAAUAAAAGUCAUUGUCUUAGAAAGUUGUAAAGACAGGAGAUUGGGAUUUAAGAUCCAUGAGCAAAAUUCUAGCCAAGUUGCAGAGAGAAGAGGGGGAAGGAAAAUUUUUUAAAAGAAAAUAUCUCAUUUUAUUAGGCUAGCACAGCAGUAAUACCCAAAAUGAAUAAGGAUAGCAUUUUAGAGCAGAGAUUUUUUUUUUUAAAUACUAAGUAAAAUGUCCACAUUGGAUCCAAGAGUGUGUUAAGAGGAUAAUAUAUUGUGACCCUUGUACCUAAGCAAUAUAGGAUGGUCAUCCAUUAUUAUGCUUAUUUACUUAUAUAUCUCUCCACCUCUACAACGUUUAAGCUCCUUGAGGGCCAAGAGUGUGCCAGGCACUUAAUAUAUGUUUGUGGGAGGAACGGAAGGAGAGAGUAAAGAGGGAAAAGAGUAUCAUCAUCCCUGUUAUACUAACUAAAAAAAAAAACCUGAGGUUACAAGACUGCCCAAAAGUCUCAGAGCCUAGACUUCAUGCAACGUUAUAGGAAGCCUAGACAUACAUGUCCCGUAUGGCAGUGUUGUAGGCUAUGUUAGUGAGAGUCCACUGUUUCAUCUCUCUACUUAUUGGUAUCUUUAAAAUACUUCAUAAUUAAAAAAAAAAAAAGAAGACAAAGCAUAUUGCUCUUUCUACUCUAUCGAUUUCUCCUCCUCACAGUCUUCUCCCAUGAGCUGAAGCCAGCCUUUUCCUGGCAUUUCCUUCCAUACAGACCGUGAAACUAUAUCCAACUAAGCAUACGUUAGCCUUUUUCUCACCUCUGCAGUCUUAACUCAACCUAGACCCAUUCCUUCUGCUUUCUCAGGUGCCUACCCACACAUUUAAUGUUUUCUUAAGCAAUCAAAACAGAUGUCACCCGUGAACACCUGGUACAGCCAUACUCAGGAGUCCAGGCUGUAGUCCACAGAUCAGAAAUUGCACCCAAAGGGGAGAGGGCCCAAAGUCAAAUACGUUUAGGAUAUGCUAAUGAAGCUAAACAGGUUUCUUUACUGCAGUACUUCUCAGAACCUUUAAUAUGCCUUUGUUCAUUCUAAAUGCAGAAAAUAAGAUCAAGGGAGUUCAACGUACACCGAUAUUAAAAAAAAAAAAAAAAAGCGCCUCCAAAAUAUAUUGUUAAGUAGGAAAAACAGACAAGGUACAGAAUGUUGUGUGUAACACACCAUCAUUUGUGUAAAAAUGUUGUGAGGAGGUACACAUAGACACAUAUACAUACAUAUAUGACUUUAUAUAUAUAUAAUAUAUCUGAAAAGAUAUACAGGAAACAGGUAUAUCUUCUGGAAAGGGAAAUGGGUACUGGGAGAGAGAAGUAGGAGGACGAUUAAUUUUAUAAACCUUUUGCAACAAAUUUGUGUGUUCCUCAUCAAAGAAUGUUUUAAUAUAAUAAAUGGCAGCUGAGUUUAAAUAUAUUAUAAGAUGGCUCUAAAUUCAUGAUUACUUCCCUUUCUUGUUCAGAAAAGUGGAAAAGAACAAAAGAGCUUUCUAAGUGAAUGACGUAUCUCAUUCACUUAGAAUUAAUCCUAAAUAAAACCCCUUAGAACAUUAUUAUUCUAUAUGAUGACCUUUGUGUCACAUGAACCUAAGGCGAGGCUUCUUCUCCUGUGGUUGUAGGGCCAGUGGUUUGCCAGGCCCACUUGCUUGACGGAUUUGACUCGGUAUCUCCUUCUCAGCAGUGACUACCUGCUGGCAGUGAGACCUUCUGCCUGCUGUAAACAGAUGGUCUCACACUAGCUGCCCUAACUACGGGAGUCACAGAAACUCUGCAGUAUUAAGCUGUCAGAGGACCCAUCUGCCCUAAGCAGCUGUCCAGGCAUUUGCCUGUCUGCAUGCUGGAAACCUCGGUAUUAUAACUCCAAUCUUGGGAAUAGAAAUUUCUUAUUUUUUCCUGUUCUAUUUCUGUGGAUGAAAACUUGAAGUCAAUGCCAUCUGCUUCUUGUUUUUCAUAAGCAGUAGCUUUGAUAUCUGCCUAAUUAAGGGAGCUCUGUUACUGAAUUUAACUGAACAUUUGACCUGCUUCUCUGUUGUAGUUUGCUUAUGUUCUUUUUAGCUCGCACUUAAAACCAGGAGCAGACCCAGACCAAUGUGCAGGCCACUGGCUGGCAGCCGCGCAGUGCUGUUGUAGCCUGAGAGUCCACACGAGGGAGCAGGAGAGAUGAGGCCUCAUGACAAGAGGUGAUGGAGGCAGAGGCCACCUCCCAAAGGCCUCUGCUCCUGGCACUUCCUGUCCAUUGUGGCUGCUGGUUACUACCUCCCUGCCCUUCCCGCCGUGUCUCCCCACUCCUCUGCCCCCUACUCCAAAUAUAUGUUUUGUGGCCCUUGAUCUGUAUUUCCAGACUGCUUUGCUUGAAUACCUGCCAAGUGAUUGGAGUAGUUUAUAUUCUAACUAAAAAUACAUAAGUAAAAUAUAGUUGGAAAUAAUAGAUGAAUGGCUAAUUAAAUUAUGGCCCAUCACAUGCUAUUAUGCAUUUGUCCAAACCCAUAGGCCUCCACAACACACAGAGUGAGUCCUAAUGUAAGCUGUGAACUUUAGUUAAUAAUAGUGUAUCCAGUUGGUUCAUUGAUAGAGCAGAGGUAUCAUGGGAAUGCAAGAAGUGGGAAUUCUGUACUUUCUACACAAUUUUUCUGCAAACCUAAAACUGCUCUAAAAAAUAAAGUCUGUUAAAAAAAAUCAUAGUCCAUCUCCUUAAUGAAGUAUUUGGUCCGUUUAAAAAUUGUAAUUGUUGAAGGCAUGUGGUUUAUGGCAACAAAUCCAAGUAACCAGAAUCACCCACCUCUGCCUUCCAGUGGAGAUACACAUGAAAACACAGAAAGAGAUGCCAUCUUUCAGUAGUACUAGAAACUAGAAAUAUUACUCAAGCAGAGGCCCACUGAGAGGGACAGCGUUCAUCUCUUCUCACCUGUCACCUCAUCAGACACCUUCCUGACCAUCCUGUAUAAAGUAGCAUUUCACCCCACCCAGGACUUCCUUUCCCCCCUUACCCUAAUUUUUCUCCAUGGCUUUCAUCGCCAUCUGACACAUCAUAUAUUUACUUGUUCACUUGUGUAUUGUCUAUAUUCUGACUAGAAUAUAUGCUCCAUGAGAGCAAAGACAGUUAUUUCUGUGGUUCGAUGCAGUCUUUCUAGUGUUCAGAACAGCGCCUGGCACAGGGCAGGCUCCCAGUAAAUAAUUAUUGAAUACCAAGGCUGAUUGUUGUGGCCCACUGGGGAAGAAAGCAGUUAAAUGAUUCUAGCCCUUCCUCUACCUGAGAAGGUAACUCAGUCCUUCUGUGUAAACACAAGGAAGGACCCUUUUAUAGUUCCCUUCACUUUAUGAACACCUCUAUUCUUACCCUGAUUCCAGGAUCACAACUCUAAGUAACUGAAUGCUUCUGAGGACAGAGUGAUUAGGUAUAUCAAGAUAUUAAAUCCACACCUAAAAGGAGCUGUGGGCUGGUAGAGCCAUCAGUAUGUUAUAUGCUGGGGUUUGCAGCUUUUCAUUCACUUUUCUUUAACAAUUCAAGAACUAGAACUAGACUCCUUGCCAAUAAGUCAACAAGGAAGCAGGAUGUGUGGAUCCUUACUAAGAUCAGCAGUUUCAUAAUAAGUGAAAGUCUUUGAAACCACAGCUAGAGGCUCUACAUACAAGCCAACUCUCUACCUUAAAAACUGAGAAAAUGAUUCUAACUACGAACAUGUGGACUACAAGAAGGAGCCCAGAAGAAUCCGUAUGACCCUUUUAUGCAAGAAGACCAGGACUGAAUAGAUGCCUCCUUAUUCAUGAGGCCUGUGAAGAAGGACAUUAACAAUGUGAAAGAUGUAAACCCUAAGACUUGAAAAGAAAAGCAUAUUACUGAAAAGGAUUUCUACCAUGAAAUUUAUGUUAGGUCUCUCAGGGUGCAAAAGAAGAGGACAACAACAAAGAAACUGAAAGAUACAGAGGGCAGAGAACACAAACUUUGCAUUCACAUAAUAGGUGUAUGUAAAAAAAGAGGAAGUAGCAGCAACAGCAAUACUGUAUUUCAUCAAUUUUAAGAAGUACAUUUUUUCAGAUUUUAAUAUCUCUGAAAUUGGAAUGUGACUAAUAAUUGAUGGAUUCUUAUAGCUAUAAUGGGGAACAUUUUAUCUUUCUUAGCAAUACAUAAAUAAUGAGACUUCUUACCGAAAAGUCAUCUUAGAUUCAAAAACUAUGGUAAUUUAAAACAUACUAGAAGAAUAUCAUCCUGUGCUGAAAGCAUCUUGUCUGAAGAUCUAAAGUGCCCGUUUUGUUACUGUGGUAUCUUUUUUAAUUUCAAGGAUUAACAACAACAAAAAACAAACAAAAUUGAAUUCCGUGUGUAUGUGUGUGUGUGUGUGUGUGUGUGUGUGUAUAAAGAAAGAUUCCCUUAGAAAGGAACAAAAAGCGAGAUUGCCUCAGUGUUCUGUUCUGUAGUAGGAAAUACCAGAAUCUGGUGGGACAGUAUCAUUAGACUUUUGAGAGGGAAAGGUUAUGGCUCAAGAAUUCUAUGCCCAACCAAGUUGUCAUUUAUGUUUAACAAACAAGCCUGUACAGCUGUGCUACUGGGAUUCUUCAGAAGGGAAGCACUAUGAUCAGUGAGUCAAAUGUUGUUACAGUCUCCAUCUCUCAUCUCCACUUCCCUUAGGUGCCAGCUUCACUCUCCUACAGUACUUCUUCCACAUGGCUGGAAAUGUCUGCCAGUAACUCCCAGGAUCUCCUUUUUCAGCUUUGCCACCAAUGAGAAAUUAAGGGUCAUGUUCUCUGGGCUAUUGUCCAAAAAUCCCAAGGAAGUAUUCUGACUAACACAUAACUGCAGCCAAAGAAUGAUAUUGACCCAGCAUGAGUAAGAUGCCUACCCCCAUGGUAGUCAUUUGGCCAGAGAAGUCAGGUCUUAAAAGAAUAUAGAAAUCUUCAGUAAAACCAGAAGAAGAGUAUUUUCUGGAAGGGAGUGAGGCAGACACGUAUGGGAGUGUUGGAGGGUGAAUUGUAUAAGGCUGGCGCGUCUCAGAAAAAGGGACAGCAUUGUUUUUAAUUGUGAAGACAUAGAAACCAUAUAAAAGUUCAUCGAAAUAUACAUGGUUAGAAAUUCUGUUAUUUCCAUACAAUGAAAGAACAUGUGGCCAUGAAAAAGCAAUGACAGAUUUCCACAUUAAAGAGUGAGCUGCAUAGAAUCACUUGGGGAUACUUGUUCAAAAGGCAGAUUCCUGGGCCCCAUCCUAGGCCUUCUGAAUCAUAACCUCUAGACUCUACACCUCUAAUAAGCAACCCAACUGGUCCCUAUGCACACUAAAGUUUCAGAGCCACUGGCUUCAUGAACUGACACAAAAACAAUGAAUGGGAUGAGCACAUAACAUUUUAAUAUGGCCCCUUAGCUGAAGCCAGUUUGAUAAAAGAGCUUUUAAAAAAUCAAACCACUAAAUAUUCAUAUUUAUAAAAUUAUUAUCACCAAGUAAAGUGCAAACUAAGCAUUCCUUCCUGCCCCAGUGAAGAGAGGUGGGAGUGAGGGGUGGGCUGAGUUGUAGAGAAGGUAAAGGAGGAAGAGGGAUUAGAACUGAGAUGAGAAUUGGCAGAUAAAUUGCCCAGGACCAGGAUUCUGCUGACCACAUCUUUUGUCUCAGAAAGCAUUGCAAGCAAUGGUUGGUAAUUACCCUAAGAAGACUGCAGUUAGGACCCACCUGCCCAUUUCCAGAUAGGAAACCCCCACCUGCAAAUAGCAGACCUGUUCAUAAUGAACUUAAUCUAUUUAUAUAUAUUCACACUCAUCUGCUGUACACAAAAGAACACAGAGAGAAAUCUUAAAAGGUUUUCAGUGUGACUAACCAGAACCAGAAUCAAACAACUUUAAGGUAUAACAGAUGUUACAUCCUGUGAGCAAUCAAUGGACUUUCCAUUCUCUCACUGUGCGAUGUACCCAUCUGCAUUAAGAAGUGGCUUGCCUUCAGACAAAGCUCCCUGAGAGGACAUGAAAGGGCAUAUAGUCAUCUUCAGCUUUACCUGCUUUCAUGGUGUAGAUUUUCUGGGGAUUUUUGUGCAGAUCAAAGAUACUUAUUUUCAUCACUGCCUUUCCUGUUGAAAGAGUAAAUACAAAAGUACCCCUGGAAAACUGGUCAUCUUUUCAGCAUCUCUGCAGGUAGAGGUAUUGUACAUUUAGAGUGAUCAUGUUACUUUAUUUAAGGCCCAUAGCACUAAACCAUAUAAUAUAUGUUAAAAUCAGGGCUUCAAACUGCUUCUAAACCGUUCAGUGAUGGCUGACAGAAACAAGGCAGGGCUUCGAACUCAUUCAGAGUGGUUAAGUCAAAACUGACAGAAACAACGGUACCAUAUACAUUGCAUAGCAACCAAAUCUCUUGCUCAUGGACUUACGACCUGAGUAGGAAACAGGCAGCAGUGCCCCGCUCAAAGAUGGCGGCCACCCACGCGGCUUUGAACGUGCAUCGCUCUCCACAGUCCUACCAAUAAUCCAAUCCCUCGCAUCAGGAAACUUUCAGGAGCCUGAUGCGGGAGACUGGAUUAUUGGCUGGACUGUGGAGAGCGACACACAUUCAAAGUUGCCAGGAUGGCCGCCAUCUUUGAAUGGGGCAUUGCUCCCUGUUUCCUGCUUCCUGUUUCCUACUCAGGUCAAAAGUCCAUGUGCAAGAGAUUUGGUUGCUGUGCAAUGCAUAUGCUACUCUUCUUUCCGUGAGCCAUGACUGAACCAUUUAGAACCAGUUCGAAGCCCUGAUUUUAACAUACAUUAUACAGUUUAGUGCUGUGAGCCUUUAAAAAUAUAUAUGAUCACUCUGAAUUUACAAUAUCUACCUACAGAGAUGCUAAAAAGAUGAUCAGUUUUUCAUGGGUACUUUUGGAUUUACUCUUUCAACAGGAAAGGUAGUGAUGAAAAUAAGUAUCUUUGAUCCGCACAAAAAUCCUGUCCUGAAUUUCUAGGAAGUGAGAGGCAUAAUAUUUUUUAGAGCUUAAACAUUUAAGGAAGGCUGCUCAGAAAACAAAUACUUCUGGCUUGCUCGGUUAUUUCCACAUGGCAUAUGUUCCUGACAAGACCCUGUGCAGGUCUCAGGCUUCUCUCUGUAAAAGGGAAAGGUUUGUUUUGUCGAAUUUCAGGCCCAUCCAUUGGCCUUUCUUAAAAGGGUAACCGCAGUUACUUCCCUCUAGCUUUUCUUUGACAAAUAGAGAAAUUGUUCCAAGCCUUAUUUUCUUCAUAUUUGAGUUCAAAAGAAAUAGCCAACGUGAUAUUUAUGGUUUAAAAAAAUCAUUUUAUGCAUUUAAUAUUUCUUAUUCUUGGUCUUUUUUGUAACUCGUCUUUCAAAUUAUGGCAUGUCAGUUUCUUAAUUUUAGAACCAGAAAAAAAGUUAUUUUAAAGUUAUGAGAUUAUUUUAGAAUAUAUUUUAUCAAAGAUAAAAAGCAAUUAAUGAUUAGAAAAUUCACAUAAAUUUUUCAGAGUGAAAAAAAACUCUUGAUUCACGCAAGCAUCCUUGGUAGCAGAAUCAUUACUAAAUGAAAUGAUCAUACCUGGUCUUAAGGAGAACAAUAUCAGAGCUAGAGACAUCAUUAAAAAUGAAAAAAAUAACCUGGCCAACGAUACAAGAAGAGAAGUUUAAGUAUAAAAUGUAAAAAGGAAACAGCCUGUACAAUUCCAGAUGACUCAGAGAACUCCUUGUCAGGAAAAAAAAAAAAAUCAGAGAACAACUUGUUAAAGGAUAUUCUAUUGUUGGCUAACCAAGAUAAUCCCUGGAGAAGGGCAUCAUGCUCCGUCGAAUAGAGGGUCAGCAAAAAAGAGGAAGAGCUUCAACGAGAUGGAUUGACACAGUGUUUGCAAUAAUGGGCUCAAGCAUAACAAUGAUUGUGAGAAUGGUGAAGGUCUGGGCAGUGUUUCCUUUUGUUAUACGUCGGGUUGCUAUGAGUGGGAACCAACUCUACGGUAGUUAACAACAAUAACAACCAACAUAAAUGAAAAAACCCAAGCUAAAUUAUUCUGUUCAGAAUUAGUAACUUCUGGUUUUCCACAUUUGAGGCUUCUUUGAUGCGUGGGAAUUCUUGGCCUUCUCUGUUUAGCAUAUGCAUUGAAUUAACAGGCCUAGUAGAAAUGAGUAUUUGACAGGAAACAGACCAUGUGGCUUCUGGUCCUAAUUCUGCCACCAGCUAGCUGUAAGUCCCUGAGCAAAUCAACAUUUUCUUAUUGUUGUUGUUCCAUAGUUUAACCGUAAAAUUAAAAAGCUCUACCAAAUUUGUUCAUUCAUUUUAAAAACGGAUUUCUUGAGGCUCAAUCACGUAUCGGACACUGUCUUAGGGCAUAGGAAUACAGAGACUAAGUUCCUGCCGUCAAGAAGUGUGUGGUCUAUCAAGGGGGACAAAUCAUAGCUGUUAAACAUAAUGUAGUAUAAUAAGUUUGUAAAAGUAUAAACAAAGUAGCUUAAAGCACAGAAGUCAGUACAGCUAUAGACAGGAGUGAGAGAUGGGAAGGAUGUCCUAGGAAAACAGCAUCAAAGAGAGGUGAUACUUGUCCUGGGCUUUGAAAAAGAGCUCGAAGUUUAAAAAGUGACUGGUAGACUUCUACUUCCAGAUGCCUCUUUCUUUUCCAUAUAGUCCAGCUUCUCUGAUUAUUUGCUCAGCAUACAGAUUGCAUAAGAAAGGAUACAACCCUGACGCACACGUUCUCUGACUUUAAACCAUGCAGUAUCCCCUUGCUCUAACAACUGCCUCUUGGUCUACGUACAAGUUCCUCGUGAGCACAAUUAAAUGUUUUGGAAUUCCCACUCUUUGCAAUGUUAUCCAUAAUUUGUUAUGAUCCACACAGUCCAAUAAAACAGAGGUAAACAUCUUUCUGAUAUUCUCUGCUUUCAGCCAAGAUCCAUCUGAUAUCAGCAAUGAUAUCCCUAGUUCCACAUCUUCUGAAUCUAGCUUGAAUUUCUGACAGUUCCUUAUAGAUGUACUGCUGCAACCACUUUUGAAUGAUCUUCAGCAAAAUUUUACUUGUAUGUGAUAAUGAUACUGUUCGAUAAUUUCCACAUUCUGUUGGAUCGCCUUUCUUUGGAAUUGGCACAAAUAUGGAUCUCUUCCAGAUGGUUGGCCAGGUAACUGUCUUCCACAUUUCUUGGCAUAGAUGACUGAGCACUUUCACACUGCAUUAGUUUGUUGAAACAUCUCAACUGGUAUUCUGUCAGUUCCUGGAGCCUUGUUUUUCACCAGUGUCUUUAGUGCAGCUUGGACUUCUUCCUUCAAUAUCAUCAGUUCUUCAUCAUAUGCUAUCUCCUGAAAUGGUUGAAUGUCAACCAGUUUUUUGGUAUAGUGAUUCUGUGUUUUCUUGCCAUCUUCUUUUGAUGCUUCCUGCAUGGUUCAAUAUUUUGGCCAUAGAAUCCUUCAGUAUUGCAUCUCAAGGCUAGAAUUUUUCCUUCCGUUCUUUCAGCUUGAGAAAUGCCAAGCAUAUUCUUCUUUUGGUUGCCCUACUCCAGAUCUUUGCACAUUUCAUUAUAAUACUUAUUUGUCUUCUUGAGCCGCCCUUUGAAAUCUUCUGUUUAGCUCUUUGACUUCCUUACUUCUUCCUUUUGCUGUAGCUGCUCUGCGUUCAAGAGCAACUUUCAGAGUCUCUUCUGACAUCCAUUUUGGUCUUUUCUUUCUUUUCUGUCUUUUUAAUGACCUUUUGCUUUCUUCCUGUGUAAUGUCCUUGAUGUCAUCCCACAACUCAUCUGGUCUUGGAUCAUUAGUGUUCAGUGCAUCAAAUCUAUUCUUGAGAUGGUCUCCAAAUUCAGGUGGGAUAUACUCAAGGUUGUAUUUUGGCUCUCAUGGGCUUGUUUUCAUUUUCGUCAGCCUCAUCUGGCCUUGUCAUCCCCUGGCCUUGUUCUGACUGAUGAUAUUGAGCUUUUCCAUUGUCUCUUUCCACAGAUGUAGUUGAUUUGAUUCCUGUGUAUUCCAUCCGGUGAGGUUCAUGUGUGUAGUUGCUGUUUAUGUUGUUGAAAUGGGUAUUUGCAAUGAAUAAGUCGUUGGUCUUCCAAAACUCUAUCAUGUGAUCCCCGGCGUCUUUUCUUUCACCAAGGCCAUAUUUUCCAGCAAUCAGUCCUUCUUCUUUGUUACUAGUAAUUAUCAAUGCAUCUUGAUUGCAUGUUUGAUCAAUUUCAGGCUGCAGAAAUUGGUAAAAAAUCUUCAGGUUCUUCCUUUUGGCAUUUGUUGUUGUUGUAUAAAUUUGAAUAAUAGUUGUAUUAACUGAUCUUCCUUGUAGGCAUAUGGAUAUUAUUCUACCACUGAUGUUGUACUUCAGGAUAGAUAUUGAAAUGUUCUUUUUGGUGAUGAAUGAGACACCAUUCCUCUAUGAUUUGUCAUUCCCUCCAUAGUAGACCAUAUGGUUGUCUGAUUCAAAAUGGCCGAUACUAGUCCAUUUCAGCUCACUAAAGCCUAGGAUGGAGCCCUGGUGGCACAGUGGUUAAGAGCUAUGACUGCUAACCAAAAGGUCCACAGUUCAAUCCACCAGCCGCUCCUUGGAAACCCUAUGGGGCAUUUCUGCUCUGUUCUACAGGGUCACUAUGAGUUGGAACUGGCUCCACGGCACCUAACAACAACAACAAAAACAACAAUGCCUGGGAUAUCAAUCUCUAUGCAUUGCAUUUCAUUUUUUACAACUUCCAAUUUUCCUAAAUUCCUACUUUGUACAUUCCAUGUUCUAAUUAUUAAUGGAUGCUUACAGCUGUUUCUUCUUUUUCUGAGUCAUGCCACAUUAGCAAAUAAAGGUCCGGAAAGCCUUACUGGCCUAAUCUAUGUGUAACUAGAGUCCCCAAAGGAACAGGGAAGACAGAAAAAAACAUUUGAAGAAAUAAUGGCUGAAAUUUUUCCAAAUUUAUAAACCCACAUAAUCUAAGUACCUCAGUAAAUCUCGAGCACACAAAAAAAGAAGAAAACUACACCAAGGCUCAAAACCAAUGAUAAAAGAAAAUCUUAAAAGCAGCCAGAGGGAAAAGUGUAAGGAUGAUAGCAGAUUUCUCACUGGAAUCAAUGCAACCAAGAAGACAAUACAGCAACAUUUUUAAGUCGUUGGUAGGUGCUGUCAAGUCGAUUCCGACUUACAGCGACCCUAUGUACAACAGAACGAAACAGUGCUGCGGUCCAGCACCAUCCUCACAAUCAUUCUUAUGCUUGAGCACAUUGUUGUAGCCACUAUUUCAGUCCAUCUCGUUGAGGAUCUUCCUCCUCUUCAGUGACCCUCUACUUUACCAAACAUGAUGUCCUUCUCCAGGGACUGGUCCCGCCUGAUAACAUGUCCAAAGUACUUGAGAGGAAGUCUGGCCAUCCUCGCUUCUAAGGAGCAUUCUGGCUGUACUUCUUCCCAGACAGAUUUGUUCAUUCCUCUGGCAGUCCGUGGUAAAUUCAGUACUCUUUGCGAACACCACAAUUCAAAGGCAUCAAUUCUUUUUCGGUCUUCCUUAUUCAUUGUCCAGCUUUCACAUACAUAUCAGGGAAUUGAAAAUACCCUGGCUUGGGUCAGGUGCACCAUAGUCCUCAAGGUGACAUCUUUGCUUUUUAACUCUUUAAAGAUAUCUUUUGCAGCAGAUUUGCCCAAUGCAAUGCGUCAUUUGAUUUCUUGACUGCUGCUUCCAUGGGCGUUGAUUAUGAAUCCAAGUGAAAGGAAAUCCUUGACAACUUCAACCUUUUCUCCAUUUAUCAUAAUGUUGCAUAAGCAGAUGUGAGGAUUUUUGUUUUCUUUAUGUUGAGAUAUAAUCCAUACUGAAGACUGUAGUCUUUGAUCUUCAUCAGUAAGUGCUUCAAGUCCUCUUCACUUUCAGCAAGCAAGGUUGUGCCAUCUGUAUAUCACAGGUUGUUAAUGAGUCUUCUUCCAUAUAGUCCAGCUUCUUGGAUUAUUUGUUCAGCAUACAGGUUAAAUAAAUAUGGUGAAAGAAUACAACCCUGAUGUACACCUUUCCUUAAUUCAUCUGUAAAUGUAAUUUUUCAUGUAUUUGUAUGAUUAUUUGAAAAGUGUGCUCCUCUCCCACUCAAAGUUACAUAAAGACAAGGACUGUCAGCUUUUUUUAACUUGGUAUGCCUCAGUCCUAGCAAAGGAACCUAAUAAAUAAAUAGUUGAGGAAAUAAAAUAAACAAAUGCACGUAUGCAUAAAUAAGAAGUUGGAGGCAGUACAGAGUAAAUGAAGAGAAACAAGAGGCAGAGAGACUAAUUUAUAGUUGUUUUGAUGGACAGGUAAGCGAUUGUGAAGGUAUUCAUUAGUCAACCAUGCUGGGCUAUGCUGAAGUAAGAAGCAACCCCUAAAUAUCAAGGGCUUAACACAUACAGAAUUUUUUUCUUGCUCAUGCUAUGUGUCCAGCACUGGUCAGUGGGGCACCUUGUGGAGGCUCCACUGUCUUGUGGCUGUACCAUCUGGAAUGCAUGUCCUCGUCUGUCACCAUGGCAGAGUAAGAGAGAAUGUAAGGAGUCACACAAGGGCUUCUGGCCUCAUCCCAGAAGUAAGGCAUGUGUCGUCUUCUCACUAGGCAUCACACCCCUUCCUACUGGUGAAGCUGCUGGGAAGUGCAGGGGAGCCCAUGGGUUUUCAGGGAGCAGUAACUGUCCCUGCCUCAGGGAUGCUGAGCAGAAACUAUCCUGGCAUAUAUUUGGAAAAGAAGUUUGGUGUAUUCAGUGGGUAUGGACGAUAAGGGACAGGGAGAAGUCUAAGUUACCACUCAGGUUUCUGACUUCGUUUCUGACUGUUUUUGAGUAAUACAGUCAACCAAGGUAGAAAACACAGAACAAAGUCAGUUUGACAGAGGAAAAUUAAUUAAUUCCAUUUUGGACAUUGAAAAUGAGUUGCUUAUAGGCCAUUAUUGUGAAUAUUUCUAGUUAAGCAGUGGUGAAUGCCUAUUUGGAGCUCGGGAAAGAGCAGCAUUUAUUUAUUCAACAAGAAUGUAUUGCAACACUGUUUUAGGUACUGAUGAUACAGCUGUGAACAAGAUGGUCAAGACCCCUCCCCUCAUGGAGUCAGAUAAAAACAAGUAUGUGGUUUCCAGUGGUAGUAAUUGGUGCCCUGAAUAAAAAUAAAGGAGUGCUGGGGAGUUGCAGACGUUGUCUUAGACAGGGUUUCAAGGAAGGUCCAAUUAGGGAAAUAACUCUUGAGCAUAAAUACAAAUGAAGCUGGAUAGUGAACCAUAUGGAAGUCUGGGGGAAGAGUUUCCCACAGAAGCAGCAACAAGUGUAGAGGCCCUGAGCUAUCAAUGAGCUUGAGAUGUUCAAGGAGGAAAAAAGAAGGCUAGUAUAUGUGCUGGAAAAGAGCUAGUGGGAGUUAGGGAGUAUAAGGCAAGAGUAGUAGGAAAUGAUUUUUGAAAGAUAGUCAGGAGCCAGCUCAUGUAGGCAAGAAAUUUAGAUUGGUGUAUAAGUGGUAGUUGAGGCCGUAGGAGUAGAUAACCCACCACCACUAAGGAGAACGUGUAAACAGAGGGUCCAGAAUGGAACCGUAGGCAAUUCCAGCAUUUAAUGGAUGCAAGGUUACAAAAGCAGGAGGAGACUUGGGGAAAGUAGUCCUCAGAAGGAAGAGGAAGGCAACAUGGUCAAAUGCCUCAAUACAAGGCGAUUAAGACCUAACAAAAGUCCAAUUGACUUGGUGGCCUCGGAGAGUGCCUUUAGUAAAAUAUUGGGAAUGGAAGCCAAAUUGCAAAAAAUUAAUAAAAAUUGACCAGAAAUAUAUCCUGAUCUUUAAAAAGUUAGUUUAUCUCUUUCUAUUCUGAAUGUUGUCAUUUCAUACAAAGGUUUAAAUUUUCAUACUGUACAAUUCAAAAAAAGCUGCUCCAAAAAUCUAUUCUGUAAGCGAGAACCUGAAAAUCCAGUUGUAGAUGUUCUCAACUCAACCUGCUAAGGCUGAUUCCCAGAUGAACAAGGCUCUGAAGUUGUUACUCUACUCUUAGGUGAAAGCAGUAAUUCUCUAGUGGGGGGAUGGUCCCGAGAGGAUGGGGGUACAGUUUUCAGACCUUACACACAUAGGGAUUCUCAUACCCACCUUCCUUGAGACUCACUCCCCAUGUGGCCCACUGUUGUUUGGUGCCAGUUUAUUGAACCUCUCAUAUGUUUGCAGUGAAAAAAAAAAAAAAAACCUUAAAACCACU